Drosophila albomicans is the source of this 1214-nucleotide messenger RNA. RefSeq names its product alpha-tocopherol transfer protein-like. The record is from RefSeq and is a predicted model, not a curated record. The coding region runs from base 172 to 1068 and encodes 298 amino acids. Gene Ontology annotation, cellular component: membrane. Lineage: Eukaryota; Metazoa; Arthropoda; Insecta; Diptera; Drosophilidae. Gene Ontology annotation, molecular function: phosphatidylinositol bisphosphate binding. The transcript is spliced from 6 exons.
UGUGCAGUAAAUAAGCUUUUUGGUGCUUUAUCAAUUGAACGACGCGAAUUAUGGACACAGUUGCGCAGGGUAAACGAACCGAGUCGCAUUGCGCCUCUCAACAGGUCUAAGCAGCUACUUUGUGGAGAAGCGCGGGAAGUGAACUGGAACGAGAACUGGAACUGGAAGAAGAUGGCAACACCACCAAAGGGUCAAGCAUUGGAAGCUGUGCAAAAUGAAGUGCGGGAAUGGUUCGAGGCCAAUCCAAACUUGCCCGAAAAAAUACUCCCCAUUGUGCUGCGACGAUUUCUCAAGUGCAUGGACUAUGAUGUGAAGAAGACGAAAGCUCUCAUUGAGCUCAACUACAAUCUGCGCAAUAAAAAUACCAAUAUCUAUAUAGAUCGCGAUAUGGACGACGAGAAAACAGCGCAGGCGUUGAAAGCAUCCGAUCUCGUUCUACUGCCGGGCGUAACACCGGAACGCCACAAGCUUCUAUUCUUCCGCAUGGUUGACUACGAUCCCCGCUCGCGCAACACGGAGCAGGAGGCCAAAGUGUUCUUUAUGGUGAGUGACACGCGCUUUACGGAACCGGACAUUCCCCUGGACAUUGACACGAAUUUGGAUGCGGAUGAAGUGCAACGAAUGAGCGAUCAAGCUGAUGCCGAUAUCGCCGAUGGCGAUAUACACAUUGUCGACAUCAAUGGCUAUACGAUGCGACAUCUGGCAUAUGUUUCGAUCUUUGUGCUGCGCGUCCAGAUGAAAUUUUUACAGGAAGCAUAUCCAUCGAGACUUAAAGCUGUGCACAUUAUCAAUUGUCCGUCGUUUCUCGAUCGCAUGAUGGCCAUGAUGAAACCUUUUAUUCGCGAAGAGAUUCUCCAGUUGAUGCACUAUCACACCGAGGGCUUGGACAGUCUUUAUGAGAAAAUACCCAGGGAUAUGCUGCCAAAUGAAUACGGCGGAAAAGCUGGUUCCAUGACCGAGCUGAAAGCCCAAUGGCUACAAAACAUUAAAGAAAAGACCCCGUAUCUCAGGGAUGACAAAUACUGGCGCAUCACAUCAGCGACCAAAAGUCGUUGGUCGUGGUUCUAAUACCCCAAUAGUAUCAUUUAUCUCUAUUGCCAAAAUUGUGAUUAUUAAUUUGAGAGAGUGGGAAACAACGAGCGUUGUCAGGGGGAAAUUUAGAACCUAUGAUAUUUCAAAUUGUAAAAGGGUUUACAUAUAUAAGUCUUUUUUUU